AUGACUUCGAUACAGAACGCCGUGUCAAUAACCACGAUUCAUGUCCAGCAAUCAUGGAAGCAGGUCAGGGACCGAACCAGCGCCAUCAAAGCCGAACUGUCUCACGAAGAAGUCAAAAGGUUGUGCACCGCCUGCAGUAUAAUCGAUUUCAACUUCAGCCUGGCGGGCACAGCGACGCCGAAGAAGAAACUUGACUUCAUCUGGCCCAUCAACCAUGUCAUCCUGCAGCGCGACUCUUGCAACUUCUGCAGGCUGGCCUUCGAUGCGCUUUCGACGGAGCUCAACGACCCGCUCAAGGUGGAGAAGAUCCAGGACUUCAUCCAAGACGAUCUCAAACGAAUGUCUUUCCGGCACUGGGUCGAAACAAAAUACAAGUGGAACAACCGGCUUCUGACAAAGGGGGAAAAGAUAUGGCCGUUUGGACAUAGCAAGAAUCCUCCCGAGACGCGAGAGGCUGUGAGAGAGAUUAUCGAAAAAGGACGGGAGGAGAUGAAACAUCUGGAAAGUGACAAUAAUGACGUUGCUGCAAUGAUGGUCGCGGGCGCAGCAGCUACUAAGGCGGGACGUUUGGCAGCCGGAGGGGGGAAAUCAGAGGGAAAUGUGAUGUUGGCCGAGGCGGCAGAGGGUAUGAUGUGGACGACUGCCGUGUACCAAUCGGGCAAGGCCACCAACCUGCCUUGUUGGAUUGUUGGGACCGUCUCGCGCGGGUCGAUCAAGAUUGAGGUAUGUGCGAGGGGAAGGCAGCCACGCGCGUCCUUGAGCGUGCUCCGGAACUUCAACAUCAGGAUCCAGAAACAACUUGAAGAUCUUCGGGACUGGGACUACGCUCUCCAAGUCCAGCCCAGGAUUAAUCUCGAGCUCGCUAGUGUAUUGCUUACCGCCUGUGUCAGAGACCACGCAUCUACUUGCGGUGGGGAGAUUUUCAGAGCGUCUCCGAUACCCAUCUUCGGUGGUCAUUUCCUUCGCCUCAUCGACCUACAGCACUCUCGACUCCAAAAUUUCGACGCACAGUCGCUUCCUCAGUAUGCCGCGCUCUCCUACGUGUGGGGAGGAGAGCAAAACAAAGUACUCGAACGCGGAAAUGUGCAGCAGUCGUACCGGGUGGGUGGCUUUGUCCAGGAAGGUUUGCCGAAGACGAUAUCCGCAGCCAUCCACAUCACCCGCAGUCUUGGCUUGAAAUAUCUCUGGGUCGACACCUGGUGCAUCGUUCAGAACGAUGACCAUGACCAGUCUGGUCAGAUCCCCCACACGGAUAUCAUUUACAAGUCUGCCGCGGUUACAUUGGUAGCUGCCGAUGUAGAUCAAACGGCUUGGAGCGGCAUCACAGGCGUCACUGAACACACUUACCGCAAGUCUUUCGACAGCCAGAUAUUCAGUGAGAUUGCCCAGAUGCCGGCAGUUCGCGGGCUGAUUCCAAUCUCGGUGAAACAGGACCUGUCGACGUGGGAAGCAAGAGGAUGGACGUUCCAGGAAAAAGUCUUGUCACGCAGACUGCUCGUCUUCAGCGAGGGGUACAUGGUGUGGCAUUGUCGAGGCUGCAUUGCGCGUGAAGACAUGACCAAUCUGGCUGCGGGGACGGACCAGAUUAAACCGCUCCUUCAGCCCAUCUUCCAGGAGCUCAGCAUACCUGACAGGUACAGCGUCCUACCAAUAACCCGCCGAGGAUUCUACCGCCGUUCGAAGACAUUUAAGAUCUACGCGAUGCUGGUAGAGCAGUACACUGGUAGAUCAUUGAAAAAGGAGCGAGACUGUCUGAAGGCUUUCACGGCCAUAUUCAAGGAAUUUUCGAGCGCCUUCCAAUGCGAAUUCAUAUCUGGCCUACCAAAGAACCUCCUCGACGUAUCGCUGCUAUGGCAGCCUGUUUCACACGAUCUCAGUCAGUUUCAUCGCCGCGAUGGUUUUCCCAGCUGGUCCUGGGCGGGCUGGACAGGAAAGGUACGCUACGACAACACUUUCGACAUCCACACCAGCGACAACGGCGCCCUCGUUCAGGCAAUCACGGAAGAAGGCCUCGAGCGUGUCCGACCACUGGUCUUCUUCUACAGGGUCGACGCAGACGCAGCUUUCCAUCCCAUCGGACUACUCGAGCCGCUCUCCGUUUCGGAUCUGGUCCCACACGACUGGGAGGCCAGAAAGCUUCCCAAAGGACAGCUUGUGAGGAUCGAGAAGAAGCUGGAUAUGACGGAUAUUGGUUCCUUUAGCAAUUCCAUCUGCUUUGAAAGCACCGUUGCGGAUUUCGUCGUCGGGGAGCCUGAAGCGCGGACGGUGAGGUGGCGGGUCAAGGGUGGCCCCGUCAAGGAGAGGGAAGAACAGUGGCAACCUGUCAGAUCGGAUGCAGACGCGCCCAAAGUUGGCUACGUCAGGAUCCAUGGCACGAGCUCUACGGUUGGGUGCCGGUAUCAGUUUGUUUUGCUCUCGGAAAGCCAGUUCUUUGGAAGCGAGAAGAGAGUCGAGGCUAUGGGAUAUACCCUUUACAACAUCAUGGCAAUAAAGCGGGUAAAGAAGUAUGGUGGAGUGUGGGCUGUUGAGAGAUGUGGCGUUGGGAAGAUUAGGAAGGAUGCGUGGUGUAAGGGAAGUCCAUGGCGAGAGGGGUUUCUGCUAAAGUAG
Diplodia corticola is the source of this 2607-nucleotide messenger RNA. RefSeq names its product heterokaryon incompatibility protein. The record is from RefSeq and is a predicted model, not a curated record. Bases 1 to 2607 code for a protein of 868 amino acids. Lineage: Eukaryota; Fungi; Ascomycota; Dothideomycetes; Botryosphaeriales; Botryosphaeriaceae. The transcript has a single exon.